Molecule: messenger RNA, 1529 nt
Organism: Hypanus sabinus (Atlantic stingray)
Lineage: Eukaryota; Metazoa; Chordata; Chondrichthyes; Myliobatiformes; Dasyatidae
Product: spermatogenesis-associated protein 24-like
Exons: 6
Coding region: 71-649 (192 amino acids)
Cellular component (GO): nucleus; cytoplasm
Molecular function (GO): DNA binding
Source: RefSeq, a predicted model, not a curated record
UUACUGACGCUGAUAUAUCGCAAAUUGCGAUUGGCUGGAGUGGCCAAGCUGCGUUUGAAUAGGGGCGGCGAUGGCGGAUGGGGUUGAUGAAGCUGAGACCCACAGAGUGGUCCACCGGCAGCUGCAGGACAUCGUUCUCAUUCAGCAGCAGCAGAUCGAGAGCUUGAUAAAGGAUGGAGAAGAAGAAUCAGUAAGCAAAAAGAUGUAUGAAGAUGUUGUGAAAGAAUUGGAGGAUGAAAGACUUGAACAUGCUAAAACAAAAGCACUACUUUCCAAGGAGACUGAAAAACUGCAAUUUGCACUUGGUGAAAUAGAAGUUCUCAUGAAACAGCUGGAGCGGGAAAAGAAAGCCUUUGAAAAUGCACUGGAAAGUGUUAAAAACAAGGCAUUGAAGGAGUUAAACAAGAAUGACAAGUUAAAAAGCAAAUACAAUGAUGUUGAAAAUCAAAUAGAAAAGCAAGAAGUUAUUUUGAGUAGCAAAGAAGAUCAGAUUAAGGAACUUUGUCAUCAACUUGCCAAGCAGAAGGCUACAUUGAGACAACAGGUUACUGACUUUGAAAUAGAGAAACAGCAGAAUGCAUAUAUAGAACAUGUACUGGAAGGAAAGAAGAGGAAAGCACAUAGGAAGUUCCAUCAUGCUUCAAAGUAGUCCUGUGUACGUAGACUUGAAGAUAUUUCCUCGCAUUACAGUAUCAUUUUCAAGUGGUCGCAUUUUGGUGAAACUGAUGCUCUUAGCAAAGAGAUGCCUCCAUAGUUUAACAGUACACCAUGGGAACAGACCCUUCAGAUCAUGGUGUCUGUUCUGAUCAUGAUGUAUUUAAACUAAUUUCAACUGUUUGCACAUGAUUUGUAAGCCAUCAUUCCUUGCCUGUUUAUGUAUCUGUCUAAAAAUCCUCGGGUUUUGGUGGUGUAUGGGGUUGAUUGGCAUCCAGGGCGAUUUCACUGUGUGCUGCGUCUGCGAGGCUGAGUCUGGCGGCGCCUUGGAAGUCCAUAGCAGGGGUAUUCCCUUCUGUCGCCUCUGUGAGAUGACAAGUCUAUCGGGACCUAAGGACUUGUGGAAUCUGUGUGGUGUUUUCUUUCAAAUUUAUAGUCUUUUAACAUCUUUGGACUAUUUUUUACUGUGCCCAUGAUCUUUUUUUUAAUCCAUUAUGGUAUUGUCUGCACUGUUGUAACUAUAUAUUAACUAUAACUAUAUGUAACUAUGUGGUUUUGUGUAGGUCUUGUAGCUUUAGUUUUUGGUUUGUUGGGUGGUAGAGUUGGUCUCCUGACUUGGCGUGUCUGGGUAGUCUUGUUUUGUCUGGUGGAUUUGGAGCUCCUUUCUGGGGAACGCACUAAGAUGGUAGCACGAUAUUAAUGCGCAACAGCCUCUCCGGUCUCUGGAUUGGGGAUUGCCAAACGUUAUGUAGAUUUUCUGGUGUAGUCUGUUUUGUCAUGUGCUCUUGUGAUAUCAUUUUGGAGGAAUGUUGUUUCAUUUUUUAACUGCAUUGCAUUUGUGGUUUCUAAAUGACAAUAAACCGAAAUUCAAUUCA